UUCCUUUAAAUAGGUCACUAAAAUGAAGCUUAUGCGUUAUUCAAAGAUAUAGAAUGUACCAAAUAAAGUAAUAAUUAGAGAGAGGUGCAGGAGAGAUGGAGAUGGAGAAAUACAAGCCAGCGAUUACGUUGGUGCUGCUGCAAUUUACAGUGGCAGGAGUUGCACUCUUCACCAAAGCUGCUUUCAUGGAUGGACUCAGUCCCGCCGUUUUCGUCGUUUACCGUCAAGCCAUCGCUACGCUCUUCAUCUGUCCCAUCUCUUUCUUCUUUACUUGGAGGAAAGCAAGCAAACCUUCUCUUGGAGUGAGAGGCUUUUGGUGGGUGGCUUUCACAGCUGUUGUUGGUGUGACUGUGAAUCAGAACGCUUAUUUUGCAGGGAUUGACUUAUCUUCUUCAUCCAUGGCUUCUGCCACGACCAAUCUUGUUCCUGCCGUCACCUUCAUCAUCUCCAUCAUUGUUGGAUUUGAGAGGAUAAAGAGAAGUUUGAAAAGUGUUGCAAAAGUAAUAGGAACAUGUGUGUGUGUGGGAGGAGCCAUGGCAAUGACUUUUCUAAAAGGACCUAAACUGCUCAACACCCUGCUGAAACAAGACAACAACACUUGGUUACUAGGCUGCUUCUUUCUUCUCAUUAGCACCUUCGCUUGGUCCUUCUGGUUGAUCCUUCAGGUUAACAUUGCCGUUCAUUGUCCUGAUCACUUGUACACUACCUCCUGGACUUGUUUCAUGGCUACCAUAGCCUCUUUCCUCAUGGCUCUCGCCUUAGGCAACACAGACUUACAUUCUUGGAAGCUUGAUUCCUCAUUGAAGCUCUCGUGCUGUGUGUACUCUGGACUCCAGUUGGCUGUGUUUUUCUUUCUACAAGCUUGGUGCGUGUCGCGGAAAGGACCUCUUUUCUCUGCACUCUUCAAUCCUCUUUCUACGGUCAUAGUCACUUUCUUUGGUGCUUUGUAUUUAAAUGAGAAGACGUACCUCGCAAGCUUGCUAGGCGCUUUGGCUAUCAUCCUUGGACUCUACAUUGUUCUCUGGGGCAAAUCCGAGGACUAUCAAGAAGAAGCAACAGACCUGAAGUUGCAAGAUGAACAUACUAAUCUCUCCCAACUUUUGACUAGUGAGUAGUGAUAAGGCGUUUCGGAGUUCCGAGCUCUUAGAACCUCUCCUCAUGUAACUUCUAUUGCAAGUCAGUUUCUGAUGACAACAAUAAAACCGCAAAAUGAAAUGGAACAAAAGCAAGUGCUGAUAUGCAUUAUUUAAAGAGAGAAAAUACAUUGAAAUGCAACCUUACAUACACAUAAGGGUCUAAUACCAUCGGAGUAAACGAUAAUGAGGAAUACGAGGAUAACAAUGUUGACCUGAGACACUUUUUUCCAGGAGUUUCUGAGGUUGUCGAGCAGACCGGCCUUACAAGCUUGGCAGUUGUAGCAUAGAGUUCCUUGUUUGUUGUCCCAUACGUUACAGUCCUUGUUUGUGCAUGGACCACUGGUGAAGUUACAGAUUUACAGUCAUUGGACGGCUUAGGGCCUGUUCGUUUCUCCAUCUGUUUAUCUUCAUUCAAAUGAUCCAUUUAUAUGGUCCA
This is a messenger RNA of Raphanus sativus (radish), 1572 nucleotides long. Its product is annotated as WAT1-related protein At4g28040. The transcript has 4 exons. The record is from RefSeq and is a predicted model, not a curated record. Gene Ontology annotation, molecular function: transmembrane transporter activity. Gene Ontology annotation, cellular component: plasma membrane. The coding region runs from base 96 to 1115 and encodes 339 amino acids. Lineage: Eukaryota; Viridiplantae; Streptophyta; Magnoliopsida; Brassicales; Brassicaceae.